Malaclemys terrapin pileata is the source of this 1562-nucleotide messenger RNA. RefSeq names its product RAR related orphan receptor B (gene RORB). Gene Ontology annotation, cellular component: nucleus. Gene Ontology annotation, molecular function: RNA polymerase II cis-regulatory region sequence-specific DNA binding; nuclear receptor activity. NCBI's taxonomy places the organism in Eukaryota, Metazoa, Chordata, Testudines, Emydidae. Gene Ontology annotation, biological process: regulation of transcription by RNA polymerase II. The transcript is spliced from 8 exons. The record is from RefSeq and is a predicted model, not a curated record. Bases 130 to 1287 code for a protein of 385 amino acids.
GGUUUCUUUAGGAGGAGUCAGCAGAACAAUGCCUCUUACUCCUGCCCCAGGCAGAGAAACUGUUUAAUUGACAGAACCAACAGAAAUCGUUGCCAACACUGCCGACUGCAGAAGUGUCUUGCCCUAGGAAUGUCUAGAGAUGCUGUGAAAUUUGGAAGAAUGUCCAAAAAGCAGAGGGACAGCCUGUAUGCUGAAGUGCAGAAGCACCAGCAGCGAUUACAGGAGCAACGGCAGCAGCAGAGUGGUGAGGCAGAAGCCCUUGCCAGGGUAUACAGCAGCAGCAUCAGUAACGGCCUGAGCAACCUGAACAACGAAACUGGUGGCACUUACUCGAAUGGGCAUGUCAUUGACCUGCCAAAGUCCGAGGGUUAUUAUAAUGUGGAUUCUGCCCAGCCCUCCCCAGAUCAGUCUGGGUUAGACAUGACUGGAAUCAAACAGAUAAAGCAGGAACCAAUCUAUGACCUCACUUCUGUACCAAACUUGUUUACCUAUAGCUCUUUCAACAAUGGGCAAUUAGCUCCAGGGAUAACCAUGACUGAAAUAGAUCGAAUUGCACAGAAUAUCAUUAAGUCCCAUUUGGAGACGUGUCAAUAUACAAUGGAUGAACUACACCAACUAGCAUGGCAAACCCACACAUAUGAAGAAAUUAAAGUAUACCAGAGCAAGGCAAGAGAAGCAUUGUGGCAGCAGUGUGCCAUCCAGAUCACUCAUGCUAUUCAGUACGUAGUGGAGUUUGCAAAGCGGAUAACAGGCUUCAUGGAGCUCUGUCAAAAUGAUCAAAUUCUACUCCUUAAAUCAGGCUGCUUGGAAGUGGUUUUGGUGAGAAUGUGCCGUGCCUUCAACCCACUCAACAACACUGUUCUGUUUGAAGGAAAGUAUGGAGGAAUGCAAAUGUUCAAAGCUUUGGGUUCUGAUGAUCUGGUGAAUGAAGCGUUUGACUUUGCAAAGAAUUUAUGUUCCUUACAGCUGACUGAGGAAGAGAUUGCGUUGUUUUCAUCUGCUGUUCUGAUAUCACCAGAUCGAGCCUGGCUAAUAGAACCAAGAAAGGUCCAGAAACUUCAGGAAAAGAUUUAUUUUGCACUUCAACAUGUGAUUCAGAAGAACCAUCUUGAUGAUGAGACCUUGGCAAAGUUAGUAGCCAAGAUACCAACCAUUACUGCACUUUGCAACUUGCAUGGAGAGAAACUGCAGGUAUUUAAGCAAUCUCAUCCAGAUAUAGUGAAUACACUGUUUCCUCCAUUAUACAAGGAGCUUUUCAAUCCAGACUCUACCACGGGCUGCAAGUGAAGGGGAAGAUAGAAUUGUCACAUAGUCCUGGAAUGCAUCACUGUUAAGACAAAAGAAAUGUUUUCAUGAAGACUUAUUAAAAACGUCACUACUGCAACACUAGGAAUGUCCUGCACUUAAUAGAAUUAUUUUUCACCGCUACAGUUUGAAGAAUGUAAAUAUGCACCUCUGAGUGGGGCUCUUUUAUUCUUGUCUUUCUUUUACUUCUCUUUUUUUUUUUUUAAACUGACCAUAAAUAUACAAAUAUAGGACACCGGGUGUUACCUUUUUUAUUU